Messenger RNA from Solanum pennellii, 402 nucleotides. Its product is annotated as DNA-binding protein HEXBP-like. Gene Ontology annotation, molecular function: zinc ion binding; nucleic acid binding. The transcript has a single exon. The coding region runs from base 1 to 402 and encodes 133 amino acids. NCBI's taxonomy places the organism in Eukaryota, Viridiplantae, Streptophyta, Magnoliopsida, Solanales, Solanaceae. The record is from RefSeq and is a predicted model, not a curated record.
AUGGAGAGAGAGGAGUUUGGGGACCCUAAAAGGGCCCGUAUAUCAGGCAAAUUUCAUGGUGCCUCAUCUGGAGGUAGGGGAUCACAGAGAGUGAGUGGUUCUUUUCAGCAGCGGGGACCUAUUCAUGCAUCUAUGCCGACAUUUGAGGGUGGCCAGACAUCUAGGGGUUCUUAUAGCCCGGGUCAGGGCUCGUACGUUUCACAGCAGCGACCUACAGGACGAGGCAAUUAUAGUGGGUUGUCAGGGUCUACACAGAAGUUUCAAGGUCAGAGAUUUUGUUUUACUUGUGGAGAUCCCUAUCAUCUAAUGCGGCAGUGUACUUCACAAAGGGGUUGUGGUGGGCCUCGACCUAAUUCUUCAUUCCAGACUAGACCACUAGCACCACAGGGUAGAGGUCGUUAG